AUGAGAGGGUCAAGGUUUAAGGCACAAGAUGCACCUGAUUUGAGCCCAUCUUCUUCGGGCCAGGCCUACUCACGACAACUUCUUCGACUGACAUUGCUUCCACUAUCGCGUUUUACCUUGAUGCAGCAGAUCCGGUUUCUUGUUCUGUCCGACACACAUGACAAUGCCUUCCCAGACCCGGCAUCUCUUCCUGCUGUCGACGUAGUUAUUCACUGCGGUGAUUUAACAAUGAUUGGCGGCCUGUCCAACUACCGCCGUGCUCUCGAAUCUCUUGCAGCAUGUCCAGCAGUGGUCAAACUCGUGAUCCCAGGCAACCACGAUGUUUCACUUGACGCCAAGUGGUGGGAAGAAAAUCUCGACAGCGAUGACGAACAAGACGAGCCGGUACGCGCUCGUGCGCUGUUCACAUCAGACGACUACACUCGCCGCGGAGUACGUUUGCUCGAUGAAGGCGGUCACAAGGUGACUCUCCAAGACGGGCGCGCGUUUACAGUCUACGCGUCACAAUACACCCCAGGCUUUGGUGGUUAUGCUUUUGGAUACGACCCGGACGAGGAUCGGUUCAAUGGAGAGAAGAGGAUCCCGGAAGAGAUCGAUAUUGUCAUGACACACGGUCCAGCUCGACUUCCUAGCUUAGCAUCUCCAGAGGGUACAUCCGGACCAGCCUACAGGCUCGACCUUGGCGGAGAACAUGGCAACAGCGAUGGCAUAAAGCGGCACCUCGGAUGCUCACGGCUGUGGGAGGCAAUCGCGAGGGUCCGGCCCAAGAUGCAUUGCUUUGGACACAUACACGAAGGAUAUGGGGUCCAAAGAGCGACCUUCUACACCAACACAACAAUGGUGGCGGUCACCGAUGUGGACGCUGCGGAGCGAGAGGGUCUACCAUAUAUCAGCGCGGCGGUUGGAGACGGAACAACCCUGCUGAUAAACGCGUCUAUCAUGACGCAUGGAGAAGAGGAUAACAAUAAGCCUUGGCUAGUCGACAUGGCGUUUUGA
Messenger RNA from Beauveria bassiana ARSEF 2860, 996 nucleotides. RefSeq names its product ser/Thr protein phosphatase family protein. The record is from RefSeq and is a predicted model, not a curated record. Gene Ontology annotation, molecular function: hydrolase activity. The transcript is spliced from 2 exons. The coding region runs from base 1 to 996 and encodes 331 amino acids. Lineage: Eukaryota; Fungi; Ascomycota; Sordariomycetes; Hypocreales; Cordycipitaceae.